UGCCCAGGCAACACUAUGAAGGAGAGAAACACUAUGAAUGUAAUGAAUUUGGAAAAUUUAGCAAGAAAUUAAACUUUACCCAACAUCAAAGAAUGUACACAGGAGAAAAACCUGACGAGUGUAAAGACAAUGAGAAAGCCUUGAAGAAGCUAUACCAUACUCAAAAUGAGAGAACUCAUGCAGGAGAGAAAAUCUAUGAUUGUAAGAAGUGUGGGAAAUUCUUUCAUGAAAAAGCAUGCCUUACUCAACAUCAGAGAACCCAUACAACAGGAAAACCCAGCAAAUGUAAUGAUAGUGAAAGAGUCUUAAAGAAGGAAUCUUGCCUCACUCCCAAUCAGAGAAUUAAAACAAGAUUAAAACAAGAGAGAAAAACUGUAAAGGUAAUAAAUGUGAGAAACCUUUCUUUGAGAAGUUGAAACACACUCAACUUCAGAGAAGGCACUUGGGGAAAAAAAAUAAUGGGUGUAAUGAAAGUGGGGGUGCCACAAGUAGGA
Nomascus leucogenys (northern white-cheeked gibbon) is the source of this 494-nucleotide messenger RNA. RefSeq names its product zinc finger protein 501-like. Lineage: Eukaryota; Metazoa; Chordata; Mammalia; Primates; Hylobatidae. The coding region runs from base 93 to 416 and encodes 107 amino acids. The transcript has a single exon. The record is from RefSeq and is a predicted model, not a curated record.